GUGAAUCCUCACCACCAUCAAUUCUAGCAGUUGAAGCAAGACAGCAAUUUGACUUUCAAUUUGAAAACGCCCGUCCCUUCUUCCCUAAAAUCCACGAACUUCCAUCCCACACUUAACCCUGCUGCGAUGUUUGAAGAUGGAACCAGCCGGACCCCCGCCGACAGCAAACCCAGCGCUGGGCCGCGCCGCCGGGGAAGGCCGAGGGGCCCCGGCCGCCAUUUGCUCCCCGCGGAGGCGGAGGAGGAGGCGGGCGUUCCCCGCCGCCCCCCAGCCUUCCCCGGCCGGACCCGCGGCCCUUCGCGUGAGGAGAACCGGCCGCCCCGCUGCGGGAGGCGGCUGCGGGAGGCGCAGGAAAUGUGCUUCAGGACUUGUGGUACAGAUUUUGAAGGUCACUGAGACACUUCUGCAAAUUAGUUAUGCCCAGUUCCAGUUAGUGUCAUGUAUGUGAGAGCGUUAAAAUGGAUUUUUUUGUUUCUCCUCGUAUUUUCUGUUGUAACAAUAUGGUACCUAACUUUUUCUUCCACCUCCGUGAUCGAGCGUACAAACGUGAUGUAUUUCUAUGAAUACGAACCGAUUUACAAGCAACACUACCUCUUCACACUGCGGGAGCACUUGAAAUGCAAAGACGUGAACCCCUUUCUAGUCAUUUUGGUGUCUUCAACUCCGAAGGAUGUGGAGUCGAGGCAGGCCAUCAGGAUAACUUGGGGAUCUCAAAACUUCUGGUGGGGACAUCGAAUUCUAACCCUGUUCUUACUGGGUCAGGACACUCAGAGGGACGACAAUGCUGCAGCACUGUCAGUAGAAGAUGAAAGCAUCCUCUACGGUGACAUAAUUCGCCAAGAUUUUAUGGACACUUAUGACAAUCUCACCUUGAAAACGAUCAUGGCGUUUAGGUGGGUCACUGAGUUCUGCUCAAACACCAGAUUCCUCAUGAAGACUGAUGCUGAUGUCUUCAUCAACACCGCUAACUUGGUAAAAUUUCUUCUGACCCUGAAUUCCUCAGAAAAUCUUUUCACUGGUUAUCCCCUUAUAGAUAACCUUGCCUACAGGGGCUUUUACAAGAAAACAUACAUCUCCUACGAUGAGUAUCCAUUCAGGUUGUAUCCUCCCUACUGCAGUGGGAUGGGUUAUAUAUUGGAUGGAAAACUGGCUCUCAGGAUUUAUGAACUGAUGGGUCAUAUCAAACCUAUUAAAUUUGAGGAUGUUUAUGUUGGGAUUUGCUUAAAUAUACUUAAGGUAAACAUCACCAUUCCAGAAGAUAAGCAAUUCUUUCUUUAUAAAAUUAAUUUUGAUAUCUGUAAGUAUAGACAGUUGAUCGCAGUGCAUGGCAUUACAUCAAGUGAAAUAAUCAGGUUUUGGCAGGAUUUGUCAUCAAGCACUUCAGUUACUUGCCUUUGAUUCUGUAUUAGUAUAUAAACUUAAAUGUAUUUAAAGUCCAGGGCAACACAAAAUAAAACCACAGCCAUAGAGAUGACUUUGACUGAAGGAGGGCUGUGCUGCCGGGACAAACCUUCAACAGCAGCAUUUCUCUGGGACAUGCUAAUAUUCUCAAAUAAAAAUACUAGGAAUUCACAAAGCACUUUUCCAUGUACGUAUCCUAUGCAUGCAGGAUACUUUGAAAUACACUGUCCUGUGUUCCUCUGACACUUCUCCACAUGGUCUCCUGUAACUACGGGAUUUCUGCCUGAAUCUGCUGGCAUGCAGGAAAUGUCACCAAGGAAUAACGUUUAUGCCAAGAAGCUAGCUUUCAAGAUGCUUCCAGAAUUCCUACCCGGAUUUUUUUAAAAAUUGUUUUUGCAACUGCAUCAUUCUUUGCUACUCUCAAGUAUUUGUUCUCUGCCCAGCGUGAAACUUAGAAUGACUUUCUUCUUCCAAUCUAUCACCUCUGUAAUCCUCCCAGGAGUGUCACACCGUUUUACUUAAACAUUCUGCCUCCGUAAUCGUCUGAGAGUGACAAGCCUGUGGAUCUUGUGGGGUCUGCAGAAGCCGAUGGGAAAUUCUGAAAACGGGAUGUGCUCUGUGUGUGUCUCUAGGUGUAUCUAUACAUGUAUAAAAGAGAAUCGCUUUGGUGUCUUUGAUAAUUGUUCGCAGACUACUAGGGGGGCGAGUUGCAAGAGAGCUCAUGUGCGGUUUAGUUACUAGACAUCUCUAAUUCCUCAGGAUAACCAAACCCCCCAAACAUACACACAUACGUGUGCGUGCUGAUGCGUCCCGAGAGUUUGGGAACCACACAGGGAAGAUUAAAACAGGUGCAUUUACAUUGUGACAUUAUAUCUGUUUCUAAAAUAGUUUUCUUCCUUCAAAUCUUAAAAUGAACAUAAAUUCUAAGAUUGAUGUUUCUGAAAGAAGACAUACUCUACUGUAUCUGUAAAGAUGGGUAUUUUAAUCACUUUAUUCAUAUCAGCAAGGCCAUGUUUUCAGUAGUUUACACUUCUAAUAGACAACAAUACAGAAUUUGCAAUUGCAUGAACAUAAUUAUUCUUGACACAUCCACUACACAGUGAAGAUACUAUAGUUACAUCCUGUACAUCUAGAAUGACAGAGCACUGCCACCUUAUUUGUACUACUGCUAAGAUGUUCUGAUGUAUUUACAUUUGGCUGUCUUUCAGGUAGUCUCUUAGAGACAAAUUAGAAGAGGUGCAGAAACCUCUAGUACCAACUUUGAGGUUUCACCACAUUUUUUGUUACAUUGUGAUUAUGGUCCGUAUUGAAUUUUGCUAUCUUUUUCAACAGCUGCACAGGGUAUCUUGAUGGAAUUAUAGGACGUGUUAUUUUUUUAGAUAUAAAAAUUAAGUCUUGGGGAGAAUACUCUCUAGGCAAGUAUUUCAGGUGUCAGUAUUCUAAGAAUGUUCUGUGUUAAGAAGGUGAGAGUUUUUCAAAAAUAGAUUUUUUUUUGUUAAAUAGCUAAAGAUACAGUAUUGCAUAACUGAGGGAAGAAUGCUAUUGUAUUUUGAGAAACAGAGAUAAAACGACAGCUGUUCCUAUGGUGUUAGGAUCUGUUAUUUGAUUGUUGUACUGUGGUCAGAUCCUGAGAGCUCUGUGAGAAAUGUUUGACUUGUCCUUUGAUUGUUUAUACAGCUUAAAAAAAAAAAAAAAAACCAAAAACCCUCAGUUUUUUUUUUAUAAGCCUGCCAUGUUAAAUGUUUAGAAAUAAAUUAUUUGUCACAAGAACACUGAUACUACAGCACAGUUUGUAUUGCUUUUUCAAAAAAAAAAAAAAGUAAUUAUGAAACACUACGCAGUCUUCAGAAACUGGAUAGAUAAAGCAGACAGUGCUCCUGUUGAGAGAAUUAGAAACGAGUAUCACAGAGAAAUGGUUGUGCAGGACCUCAAUAAAAAAGCAACUGUCACCAAGCAAGGUAUUUUUUAUAUUUGUGCCCCAGAAUGAUAACACUGAUCAUAGAUUACAAGGCUUUUGCUUUCACAAAUGUAGGUUUAUACACAGUGAUCUGUUUAUGCCACCUGAAAUUGUAAUCUGAAGUGACAUCAAUUCUGCAAGAAAUUUACAUUGUGAAAUAUUCCUGCUCCUGCUUUUUAAAAAAACCUCAUUUCCAAAUCUG
Tyto alba (common barn owl) is the source of this 3560-nucleotide messenger RNA. It is a transcript of the gene B3GALNT1, whose product is annotated as beta-1,3-N-acetylgalactosaminyltransferase 1 (globoside blood group). The transcript has 2 exons. Gene Ontology annotation, cellular component: membrane. NCBI's taxonomy places the organism in Eukaryota, Metazoa, Chordata, Aves, Strigiformes, Tytonidae. The coding region runs from base 439 to 1398 and encodes 319 amino acids. The record is from RefSeq and is a predicted model, not a curated record. Gene Ontology annotation, molecular function: N-acetyl-beta-D-glucosaminide beta-(1,3)-galactosyltransferase activity.